Molecule: messenger RNA, 690 nt
Organism: Macadamia integrifolia
Lineage: Eukaryota; Viridiplantae; Streptophyta; Magnoliopsida; Proteales; Proteaceae
Product: probable glutathione S-transferase
Exons: 2
Coding region: 31-690 (219 amino acids)
Biological process (GO): glutathione metabolic process
Cellular component (GO): cytoplasm
Molecular function (GO): glutathione transferase activity
Source: RefSeq, a predicted model, not a curated record
AGAAGAAGCUAUAGUUAAGAGAUCAUAACCAUGGCUGAUGAGGUGGUUCUUUUGAGUUUCUGGCCCAGUCCUUUUGGGAUGAGGGUCAAAAUCACUUUGGCCGAGAAAGGAAUCAAGUAUGAGUACAAGGAAGAGAACCUGCGAGACAAGAGUCCUCUCCUUCUCAAGAUGAACCCUAUUCAUAAGAAGAUUCCUGUCUUGGUUCAUAAAGGUAAACCCAUCUGCGAAUCCCUCAUCAUUGUUCAAUACAUUGAUGAGGUUUGGAAGGACACAUGUCCUUUGCUGGCCUCUGAUCCUUACCACAGAGCUCAAGCUAGGUUUUGGGCUGAUUUCAUCGACAAGAAGAUAUUCUACUCUGGUAGGAAGACAUGCAUGUCAAAAGGAGAAGAAACUGAGGCGGCAAAGAAGGAGCUGAUAGAGUCCUUGAAAGUGUUGGAAGGAGAGCUUGGAGAGAAGCCCUACCUUGGGGGAGAGAAGUUUGGGUAUGUGGAUUUGUGCCUCAUUCCCUACUACUCUUGGUUUUACUCCUAUGAAACUUUUGGGAACUUCAACAUGGAAGCUGAGUGCCCAAAGCUUAUUGGUUGGGCUGAGAGGUGCUUGGAGAAGGAGAGUGUGUCAAACUCCCUUGCUGACCAACAAAAGGUCUACCAAUUCUUUGGGCAGAAGAGGAAGAUGUAUGGGAUUGAGUAG